UUUCUACGGUGCGGUGGUUGUCUUGGCGUCUACUAAGAACCACCUACGUACGCGCGUUCUGCAAAAGUUUAAUAUUGAUUAACAUUGAUUUGCCAGCAAGAAUUCAAAUCAAUUGCAAACAAAAAAGUGUGUGUGCUUCAGAAUAAAAUAAAAAACAAACAACGAACUAACAUGACGUAUCCUGUUAACAGCUAACAGUUAAAGCUACAACGACAACAACAAAAAAAAGUGCAAUAUAUAUAUAGUCUAUAUAGUAGAAGGACCAACUUUACCUCACUGCUCAAACUGCUAACGAAUCACAACAAACAAUCAACAUGGCUAUGAAUUAUUACAACAGCAGCAGUCGCUUCGAUAUGGUGGUGGAGAUAGCGAAUAUAGCGCUGGAUGAGUUCAAGACGCAUCACAUAACGCGCAACUAUACGGGCCUGGUGCAGCGCUAUUAUCAACUUGUCGAGGAGGAUUAUGGCGAUCCACGCGCCAAACGUUUUCCGCUGAUGGAGCAUCCGCUAUUUACAUUCGGUCUAGUGGCCAUCUAUCUGUCCUGGGUGCUGGUGCUCGGGCCGCUGUUCAUGCGUGAUCGCAAGCCCUUUCAGCUGCGACGCACACUGGUCAUCUACAACGCCUUUCAGGUGCUGCUCAGCGGCUACAUGUUCUAUGAGCAUUUGAUGGCUGGCUGGCUGAACUAUUAUAAUCUGAAGUGUCAACCAGUUGAUUAUUCCGAUGGUCCCAUGUCGAAACGGAUGCUGAAUCUCUGCUACAUCUAUUACCUGUCCAAACUAACGGAAUUCGCAGACACUGUGUUCUUUGUGCUGCGCAAGAAGUCGAGCCAAAUCACCUGGCUGCAUGUCUAUCAUCAUUCGGUAACGCCGCUGGAGACCUGGGUGCUCGUCAAGUUCCUAGCAGGUGGCAAUGCAACGUUCCCCAAUCUGCUGAACAAUUUCGUGCAUGUUUGCAUGUAUUUCUAUUAUAUGAUGGCUGCCAUGGGACCGGAGUAUGCCAAAUUUUUGUGGUGGAAAAAAUACAUGACGGAGUUGCAGAUCGCGCAGUUUGUGCUUUGCAUUGUCCACACCACACGGGCGCUCUUCAGCAAUCAGUGUCAGUUCUCCAAGUUUAUUUCAGCGCUGUUGCUACUCAAUGCCACCAUAUUCUUCUGCCUCUUCAUGAACUUCUAUGUGCAGAGCUACAGAUCCAAAGCGAAGCAGUCAGCGGUGCUGGCGGACAACAACAACAACAGUUGCAAGCUUAGCGACAAUCAACAAAAGCAACAGCAACAGCAAUGCUUGGCACAAAAACUGAAAGCGAACUGAGCAAUCCACAAAAGAACAAACAUUAACAUUACUUCCAACAGCUGCUGUUGCCCAAAAAAUGAAAAACAAAUUUGUAUAUUACGAUAGAAAUUGGUGUUGGUUAUAGGCAGACAGCAUAUAGCAUAUUGGAAGUACUUUGGUACAAAGGUAAUUAUAGUUAUGGGAGCCAUACAUGUUUAGCUAGCAAACUGCACUCACACACACGCAAAGACAAGCCUAAGCCUUACACAAAUUUUCUUAAAUUUACUUUACUGCUUUUGACCACAAUUAUUUGCCUUUAGUAUAUAUCGCAGCUUGUGCACAUAUACUAUAUAAAAGAACUGGGUCAAUUUUUACGAUCUGCCUAAACUUAAGUCAUUUAAUUUUAGCAAACUCGUCAUAGCGCAUUAUAUUUAAAUUGCUCCGUUGACAAAUCCUAACUUUUAAGUGCUAAUUAUAAUUUUUGUAUAGCUGUUUUGUAAAUAGAUUUUUUUCGUAUUUGUUAAAUAAUAGAUAUUUGUAAUUGCCUAAGCAUAGCCCUAAGCCAACUAGUCUUAGUUACAAAAAUGCGCACCAACAAACAGAGCAAUAAUAAAAGUUAAGAACUUUAUAUACAAA
Drosophila busckii is the source of this 1904-nucleotide messenger RNA. RefSeq names its product elongation of very long chain fatty acids protein AAEL008004. Bases 315 to 1307 code for a protein of 330 amino acids. NCBI's taxonomy places the organism in Eukaryota, Metazoa, Arthropoda, Insecta, Diptera, Drosophilidae. Gene Ontology annotation, molecular function: fatty acid elongase activity. The transcript has 6 exons. Gene Ontology annotation, cellular component: endoplasmic reticulum membrane. The record is from RefSeq and is a predicted model, not a curated record. Gene Ontology annotation, biological process: sphingolipid biosynthetic process; fatty acid elongation, polyunsaturated fatty acid; fatty acid elongation, monounsaturated fatty acid.